AAUAUUUUAUUGUGCUUUCUGCCGCAAACCAAAAUUUCACAAAAUGUCCAAUAGCAUGAGAGGGACAGAGUGAACAUUAAUUCUAUCUUCCAGCGUCAUGCAUUGCGUCUUCCGUCCAUUUACACCACUUUCACAAAUUAUUUCAUGUGUUUACAUGUUGACUAUACUAAAUCACACUCUACUUGGUUGAGCUCUUGCACUAUCACUGAAAAAAAAUGGUGAUGAAGUUGUAUUCUCAUUACAUGAGUUCCUGCACUUUUCGAGUUCGAAUAGCUCUCCGGCUGAAAGGGCUUGAUCAUGAAUAUAUUGCAGUAGAUAUGAUAAAUGGGGAGCAUCUCACCGAUGAGUUCUUAAAGCUCAAUCCUCUUGGUAUGGUUCCAGCACUGGUUGAUGGAGACAUAAUAAUUGCAGAUUCUUUUGCCAUCUUAAUGUAUCUGGAAGAGAAGUACCCUGAACAUCCAUUAUUGCCAAAUGAUUUCCAGAAAAGGGCAUUAAAUUAUCAGGCGGCAAAUAUUGUUUCCUCCAACAUACAGCCUCUUCAGAAUCCACGUAUACAGAUGUAUAUCGGGAAAAUAUCUAGUCCGGACGAGAUGCUUCCUUGGACCCAACAUCAUAUUUGCAGAGGCUUUGCAGCUCUCGAGAAGCUAUUAGCCAACUGUGCGGGUAAAUAUGCUACUGGAGAUGAAGUUUCAUUGGCUGAUUGUUUCAUAGCACCACAAGUAGAUGCAGCAAGCAAAAGGUUUAAAAUUGACAUGAAUGAUUACCCUCUUUUAUCAAGAUUAUACAAGGCAUAUGUUGAGCUACCUGCUUUCAAGGAUGCAAUGCCCGAAAAUCAGCCAGACAGUCCAGCUGUGGGCAUCUAAUUAUAAUGUGUGUGCGGGAUGGUGCAUAAACGUAUAUUUAUACCUCGCAUUCCUUUCUGAUCAUCCAUCUUAAUGUGGAUUAGAACCAAUAAUUUGCAAGGGAUGCUUGUAAUAUUCCACAAAUAAGUUGUGCUAGUCAUUUUUCUAUGACUUAUGUUAACCAGAAGCGGAAAUGCAGCAUUCAUUUCUUCCUCUGCA
Molecule: messenger RNA, 1061 nt
Organism: Daucus carota subsp. sativus
Lineage: Eukaryota; Viridiplantae; Streptophyta; Magnoliopsida; Apiales; Apiaceae
Product: glutathione S-transferase zeta class
Exons: 10
Coding region: 216-863 (215 amino acids)
Biological process (GO): glutathione metabolic process; L-phenylalanine catabolic process
Cellular component (GO): cytoplasm
Molecular function (GO): maleylacetoacetate isomerase activity; glutathione transferase activity
Source: RefSeq, a predicted model, not a curated record